AUGGAUAACACGGCAAGAAGUCCAACUAUCAACACUAACACGAUGAAUCCAACACCUCCUGCUGCUACUCCGGCGAGUAGAUUGAAUGGAAAUGAGGUAACAUUUGACCCUCAAUCACAGUCCAAUCCCUAUUUCCUUCACAUCAAUCAAAAUCCGGCUUUAGAGCUGGUUUCUACCCCUCUCGAGGGUCCGAACUACCAUUCGUGGGCUAGGGCAAUGACAAUGGCCCUCUCAUGUAAAAAUAAUGUUACAUUCAUCAAUGGAAGCAUUAUGAAGCCUAAUGCAGACAACCUAGGCAGAUAUCUAGCCUGGGAAAGGUGCAACAAUAUUGUAUCUACUUGGAUUGUGCGCACACUUUCCCCCACCUUUGCUCGUAGCGUGUUGUGGAUUGACACGGCUUAUGGCAUUUGGAAUGACUUGAAAAGGAGAUUUAGCCAGCAAGACUUGUUUCGGAUUGUUGAAAUCAAGUGUGAAAUCUACCAAAUGAAGCAGGGGGACAACUCUUUGAAUGAAUAUUUUACUAGACAAAAGCUGUUAUGGGAUGAGCUGAGCAUUCUUAGGCCUCAAAUGAAUUGUGUUUGUAACAAAAAGUGUGAAUAUAGAAAGAAAAUUGAUGAGUUAAAUGAACAGGCAGAGAAGGAUAGACUGCCUAUCUUUCUCAUUGGUUUACAUGAGAAAUAUACAUGUGCUAGGAAUCAGAUCAUGCUGAUGAGGCCACUUCCAAAUGUUAAUGAGGCCUAUUCUAUGAUUGCUCAACAAGAGAGGCAGUUUCACAUGGCCUACAGUGGCUUUGGGAGUCAGUUAUAUCAGGCAGGGGAGAGUAGUACUGCUGCUAGUGCCCUACUGGCUAGAACAGACACCAACCAUCAUCAGCAAGGGUUCAUGGAAGCAUCAGGGUUCAACAAGAAACCUGUGUGUACAUAUUGUGGGUACAGGUCAUACUCAGGACAAGUGUUAUAA
Molecule: messenger RNA, 960 nt
Organism: Ipomoea nil (Japanese morning glory)
Lineage: Eukaryota; Viridiplantae; Streptophyta; Magnoliopsida; Solanales; Convolvulaceae
Exons: 1
Coding region: 1-960 (319 amino acids)
Source: RefSeq, a predicted model, not a curated record